UUCAUAAAUAUCAGUUUCAAAUAUGGUACACACUGCAAAGAAGAAAAUACGAAAGCACAGAGGUGUAAGACGAGUCACCACUGAGUAAUGAUGUCCUCAAUACUAUUGUCUUGUUCUUAUUCCCAGAUGCUGCUGAGAAACCAUUAGAUGGAACUACUUCAACAGACAGUAGUAAUCCUCCAUCAGAGACUGAAGACUAUAAUCUCUAUAAUCAGUUCAAAUCUGCACCAUCUGACAGUUUAACAUACAAAUUGGCUUUGUGUCUUUGUAUGAUCAAUUUCUAUCAUGGAGGGUUAAAAGGAGUGGCACACCUCUGGCAGGAGUUUGUUCUUGAAAUGCGCUUCAGAUGGGAAAACAACUUUCUGAUUCCAGGAUUAGCAAGUGGGCCACCAGAUCUAAGAUGUUGUUUACUACAUCAGAAACUACAGAUGUUAAAUUGUUGUAUUGAAAGAAAGAAGGCACGUGAUGAGGGGAAAAAAACAAGCACUUCAGAAAAUGUAACUAAUAUAUAUCCAGGGGAUGCUGGAAAAACUGGAGACCAGUUAGGAUCAGACCAUCUCAAAUAUACAGAUAAGGAAAAGGGAGAGGUGGGAAAAUCUUCGGAUUCCUGGAGUGACAGUGAAGAAGAAUUUUUUGAAUGCCUAAGUGAUACUGAAGAACUUAAGGGAAAUGGACAAGAGAGUGGAAAGAAAGGAGGGCCCAAGGAGAUGGCAAAUUUAAAGCCAGAAGGGCGUCUUUAUCAGCAUGGGAAACUCACACUGCUACAUAAUGGAGAACCUCUCUAUAUUCCAGUAACCCAGGUAGGAUACACAGGCUUUUUCAGUCUCAAUUCCUUUUUGUUGUGGUUUAUGUAACUUAAUCCUCGUAAGAGAUUAUUGCUUUAGCUAGGGGUUCCAAGGCCACAAUGGGGGUAAGGGGAAAAGUUUGUGAGACCCCAUCUCAACCGAUAGUUGGGUGUGGUAGUGUGUACCUGUCGUCCCAAGCUAUGUGGGAGGCUGAGAUCACAAGUAUUACAGUCUUGCUUGGCCAUGGCAAAAAUUG
Molecule: messenger RNA, 1041 nt
Organism: Castor canadensis (American beaver)
Lineage: Eukaryota; Metazoa; Chordata; Mammalia; Rodentia; Castoridae
Source: RefSeq, a predicted model, not a curated record